AGUACAAUACUUUAAAUUCCUCCAAUGUGUCUUUGCAGGGUGUGCCACAUUUUAGACAAGAACCCGCGCAUGAUCAGACGCUGCGAUAAACAGAUCAGCCUGAACUUUCGCUUAAUUUUAUUUUCUGUGCCAUUUGUGAUCGAUUGAAAGCAGAACAACCGGAUUCACAUUGACUGCUCAAAGCCUGAGAGGAAACAAGGACUGACAUUUAUACUUCUACUAUUGAAUCCUAAAGAUGGCUGCGCAGCUACAGAAACUCGUUGCACAGAAGAAAGAUAUGGUGGAGAACAUCAUGGAAGUGUUUGAACAGGGUGCAGAAGUGGCGGCCAGUAUCGUUGGGGAUCUCUUCCCAGUGUUCUCCAUCGCAGCUCCGAUCGUAAGGCUGGCGCUAGACAACGUUGAAAGCAAAGAAGCCGAAUACAUGAAGGAGCAGUUCCAGAAAGUGCGAGACCGCCUGGAAGUCGUUUCAGAAGAAGUCCAGCAGAUAAACCAGGAGAUCAAGAAAAGUGGAGUCGAUGCCACCUACUUCACCGUGGAGGAGAAUCUGACCAACCAGUUCCGCAAGUUCAUGGAUGUCCUGAAUGCCAAGCCCAAAUUCAGAGAGGUCAGGAAGAAGACGUUCCUGGACCACUUCAACAGGACAGGCGGUGAUAAAAACCUGCACACUCUUUAUAGCGCAGUAACAGGAGAUAACUUCUCAGGAGAGUCUGUGCUGGAGAUCACUCUGAAUUACGAGCAAAAGAGCCGAAGGGCAGUGGAGGAGUAUUGCGCUACGCUCAAGAAGUUAUUCUGCGUCGGUUUGAUCGCCCUACUGGGACACGCAGCACUAAAAGGCGACGAUGAGGAGGAGAAGUUGCUUCAAGAGUGGAAGGAGAAGAUGGAAGUAGUCCAGUCGAAAAUGAUUGUUGUGAUUGAAGACUGCAUUAAUAGCUUUCCUACACAAUCUGAGCUGGACGCCAAACGCAUAGUGAGAGACCAAAGCGACAAAAGCAACCAGCAACUGGCCGACAUUCUGGUAGAGCACCUAAAAAAGAAGUACGACUGGGUGUGCUGGUCAGUCCGCAUCUUUAACUCACCGACUGGACUGUUCACCAACAAGAAAGACUUCCAGGGUUUGACAGGGAAGAGUCGCUUUCAGGUGCCGGCGUCUGAUGACAAACUCAACGUUGUGGUUUCUUACAGUGCCUCGCCUGAGCCUGUCGAUAAAGCCCGGAUACAGAGUCUGGUUGUGGAGCAGAAGAAGCUUCCGAUGACGCAGUUGGCUGAACUUCUGUUUGAGAUGAUUCCCGUCUGUGUGGUUCACACAAUCAAGACCUCAUGUAAAGAUUUGGGUUAUUCCACCAGCUUCUCUGAUGAGUUGCACCUCUUUGAGGAGUAUAAGAACUUCUAUGUGUUUCUUCAUUCUGCUUAAAUGAGACAAUUAUGAUAAACAGCUGAGCUAAAGGGGUGUUGCACAAAAGCAAGAUAAGGGAUUGAGCUGGGAUUGUCAAUACAUCCUGGCUGAUUUUAGUCUUGGUGAAGUUACUUCAUGAAAGCAAGUUAAAUUAGGCCAAAUUUAGCUAUUGAGAUAACAACCAGUCUAAGAUUAAUCCUAGUGAUUUAUCUGCUGGUUUUGCUGUCAGUGUUACUAGAAAUAAAUGCGUUUUAGUCACAACGUUGUUUUUUUUUUUUGCUGAUAUAUCAAAAUAUCAUAUAAAGAGAUUAAAUAAAUCAAAAGAAAAAUCGUAAAUGAAUUAAAUUAAUAAGUAUAUACUACCUGGCAAAAGUCUUGUCGCCUAUCCAAGUUUUAGGAACAACAAACAAUAUCUUGACUUCUAGUUGAUCAUUUGGUAUCAGAAGUGGCUUAAAAGGUAAAGGCCUCAAGAUUACGCUUAUUUUACCGAAAUAACAUAUGAUCAUGCCUUGAUUUUUAAUAAUUUAAUUAGGACAAUAAGGUCUGACUUUGAAAAGUCUUGUCACUUAACAGAUAUAAAUGUACAGUAUGGAAUAUAAAGUCAUGGUGCAGUGGAUUUGUGUAUGAUAUUGUGUUUGACUCCCAUGAGCUUGGAGGACUGCAUCCAUACAUCUCUGCAAUGACUCAAAUAAUUUAAUAAAGUCAUCUGGAAUGGCAAAGAAAGCAUUCUUGUAGGACUUGAGUUCAUCAAGAUACUUUGAAAUGAUAUUCAAUGCCUCCUCCUUCAUCUUACCCCAGACAUGCUCAGUAAUGUUCAUCUCUGAUGACUAGGCCGACCAAUCCUGGAGCACGUUGGCCUUCUUUGGUUUUAGGAACUUUGAUGUGGAGGCUGAAGUAUGAGAAGGAGCGCUAUCCUGCUGAAGAAUUUGUUGUUUGUAAUGUGAUGGGCAGCACAAAUAUCUUGAUACCUCAGGUUGUCGAUGUUGCCAUCCUCUCUGCAGAUCUCUUGCAUGCCCCAUACUAAACGUAACCCCAAACCAUGAUUUUUUUCCUUCACCAAACUUGACUGGUUUCUGUGAGAAUCUUGGGUUCAUGCAGGUUCCAGUAGGUCUUCUGCAGUAUAUGUGAGGAUUGGGAUCCAGCUCAAGAGAUAAUUCAUCAAAGAAAUCAACCUUCUGCCAUUUGUUCAAAUGACCAACUAGAAGUCAAGUUGUUAUUUGUUGCUCUUACAACUGGAAUCGACAACAUGACUUUUGGCAGGCAGUUUAGAUGAUUAAAUAGAUUAAAUAUACCAAAGAGUAAAACAGAUGCUCAAUAUCGGUUAAGCAUUUGCAGUUAUCAUUCAUCAUAAAUUUCCUGAGUAACACGAAUGUCCACGGGUCACAUUUUAGGGCAAGUGAACAACUGUUAAUUUGUUAAUACAUUUGAUUUCACCAACUCGCAUGUUACUGUUUAAUCUCUGAAUGAAAGUAAUGGGAGUAAUCAGAUUGGCUGGCCAGAGGGGCGUUUUUCAACAAGUCACCUGAUUGGCUCACAUCAUCUAACAUUAUCUGUAUUUGCAUUCUGUGAUCGAUCUCGUUGUCUCUUGAAGAAUGCAAUGAAUGUGAAAUCAUCCCAGCUAUCUAAAUUGGGCUUAACUUGGCGGCAUAUUCUCAUCCUGGAUCAGCAAAUGUGCACUGAUUAAGAUACAGUAGGUCAAGCCGCACUUUUUCUAUUAUGAUGGCUUUCUUAAUUCUACUUUUGUGCAAUACCCCUCAAGUGAUAUAGGAUGAGUUCAAAUCACAACACUUGAUUAAACCACUAUAAUUAUAGUACUUAACCUGAUCAAACGAAUCUUUUCUAUAUUCUUUUUUUUUCCGUCCUAUUGAUAUCUUUAUCUGCACUUGUUUUAAAGCUGUAAAUGAACACUUUCAGUGUGGGUAAAAAGUAAUAUAUUACAAUCCUAAGACUAUCUUAAUCAAAAACACACAAACAAAUAAAUAAAAUAACACAUACUUUUACAUUAGCAACAUAAAUGUUGUCAGGGAAAUAGCCCAGUGGUUAGUGGUAAUCAAUCAAUGAUUUUAUUUAUUUUAUUAUUAUUAUUAUUAUAAUAACAACAAAAAAAGUCACAGUAUAUACAAAUAAAACAGAGAAUGUCUGUACGAAUAAUACUUUUUCAAUAAUAAGUGAAUUAUUAAUGUAUGCAUUACAACAUAUAAAAUAUAGUUUUUUUCAGUUUGCUUUAUUUCAUAUAUUUGAAUUAUAAAUUAAUACAGUAUCGAAAUACAACCUGGUAUCGUGAUACUUCAGCUGGUAUAGCAUCGUGAAAUGAAUUUAUGGUUUGUGAUGAUAAUACCAUGCCAUUCGAAAAAUGCUUAGUGUUUAACGCUGUAUAAGUCUAAAAUUUAAUUCUUAUUGGACUUAUAAGGGACAUAAAAAGUCUUAAAUUUGAUGAUGCCUGCAGAAAUCCUGUAAUCCCGAAUCCCAUCAAAUCCUAUUCCACUGUCCUGUCAAAAUGGCAACUAAUUAAUUAAAAAAUAAAUAAAAGUAUAUGUAAUGCUAUUUUUUAAAGAUAUAGAUCGGCUUAAGAUUCUAAUAUAUUACUUUCUACCCUACACUGAACACUUUUAAUAUGUAAAGUUUACUGGGUGACAGUUGUUUUCGGGUCUAGACUGGAAACACAAGUAGACAGCUUGCCAAUAGAUCACCCAAAUACACUGCUUGUAUGCUAAAUAUUUUGCACAUUGGUGUUUAAAAGUGACAAACAUUCUUAUGAGUUUAAAAUUCUUAUGAGUUGAUCAAUUUGACAAGAUCCACUAGCUAUCAUCUCCAUUUUCUCAAGCAAAACUGAAUGUUUGCUUUUUCUUUUUAAGAUUUUAUUUACAAUUCUACAUAAUGUACAAUUGUUUCUGCUUAUACUACAGGGCUGCUGUAUUCUUGAUUCUGAUUGGCUGAUGAACAUUCUAAGGUGUGCAAUUAUUUUGAAAUAGACGCACAGCUAAAGUAGUUCUGAUCAGAUUUUGACCGCAUUACAGUUCCAUAUCACUACGCCGAAUGAUUUCAGUUAUUUCAUAUCCGACAACAGUCAAAUAUUAAUCAAAACAUAAGGAUUUACUGGAGAUAAUGACCAAGACUGAUGGCUUGGGUGGUGAUUUGGGUAAUUUUCCGAUGCCAAGACUAUUCAACUAGUUAUUUUGGUGCCAUAAACAUAGAUGCAUCAAACCCGCCAGGAUUUUUAGAGGGGAUUUACAUCAGAGCACAUUUAUUGCUGACAUGAAAAAUACAAUCUAGAUAUUGUUUAAUAAACAAACAAUGCAUCAACUGA
Molecule: messenger RNA, 4700 nt
Organism: Danio aesculapii
Lineage: Eukaryota; Metazoa; Chordata; Actinopteri; Cypriniformes; Danionidae
Gene: rpz4
Product: rapunzel 4
Exons: 3
Coding region: 236-1411 (391 amino acids)
Source: RefSeq, a predicted model, not a curated record